AGAGAGAAAGAAAGAAAGAAUGGUAUCGCGCAAUCAGUGAGGGAGUUUCGCAUCGGUCCGUGGGCGUCAUCAUGGUGUGUGGGUUAAAGCGUUUUUAAGAGACAAGUUUGUUUUUAAUCGAUAGAACGUGGUAAUUUUUAUUAUUACGGUGAUGCUUUUACAAGUAAUGUUGCCGUUAUUCCACGAAUCGCUAUGGAGAAAAGUAUUAGUACGCAGUGUACAGUUACGAAAUAAAUUUUAAGCAAAACGAUACGACGGUGUAUACAAUGUCGAAUACAGAACAAAUUUUUUUCGAUCAUCGAUUUGUGUGGAAAUACAAAUGGGCGAUUAUAUUAUUAAUAUUAUUUCUAACUUCAUCAAACUUUAUAAAAGCCAACAAGAUAUCGUAUGGCAAUACAAAGGAUAAUCAAUGUCCUGUUGAGUGUGACUGUCUUGGAAAUGUGGUGGACUGCAUUAACUUACAAUUGAUUGGAGCACCCAGCGGACUACCACCAUGGACAGAGAUCUUAGGAUUAAAGGGGAACAAUAUAGCUAGUUUGGAGCCUGAUGUUUUAUUACAUUUAACUAAAUUGAAAGAAUUAGAUCUGAGUGGAAACAAAUUUGGAGAUGACUUUAGAAUUAUUCUGUCUGAAGGUACGCACUUACAAAUGCUUAAAGUAAAUAAAAACCAAUUAACACAAGUGCCAGACAUGUUUUUUGUUAAAAACAUAACACAUCUUGCAUUAGCUCACAAUUCAAUUAUCGAUAUAAAUGGAACCGCAUUACUCAACUUGCAACGACUUCAAAACUUGGAUCUUAGUGGAAAUAAAAUAAGUGUUAUUCGAAAUGGAUCCUUUCUUGCACCUAAUUGCCUUACACAUUUAAAUUUAAAUAAAAAUCAAAUAAAAGUCAUUGAAAAUGGAAGUUUGGAUAAUUUAACUUCAUUAGAAGAAUUACGACUGAAUAAAAAUCAUUUGACACAAUUGAAAGAUCUUUUUACAAACUUAAAAAAAUUGCGUAUAUUGGAAAUAAAUAGAAAUGAAUUGCAGACAAUCCAAGGACUUAGCCUUAGAGGUUUAAAAAAUCUAAAAGAAUUACAUUUAAAAAAAAAUAAAAUUGAAACAUUAGAUGAUGGUGCAUUUUGGCCUCUCGAAAAUUUAACGAUUCUAGAACUUGACUUUAACUUAUUAACUAUGGUGAGAAAAGGUGGUCUGUUUGGAUUAGAACAUUUACAAAAAUUAACGUUAUCACACAAUCGAAUACGCACUAUUGAAAUACAAGCAUGGGAUAGAUGCAAAGAAAUCAUCGAAUUAGAUUUAUCGUACAAUGAAAUAUCUACAAUUGAACGAGAUACUUUUGAAUUUUUGGAAAAAUUGAAAAAACUUAAACUGGAUCACAAUCAGAUUACAUACAUUGCAGAUGGCGCAUUCAGUUCAACUCCUAAUCUACAAAUAUUGGAAUUGAAGUUUAAUAAAAUUUCAUAUAUGGUGGAAGAUAUUAAUGGUGCCUUUGAUCCACUCGGACAAUUAUGGAAACUAGGAUUAGCGCACAAUAGAAUAAAAUCGGUAAACAAAAAUGCGUUUACCGGAUUAAGUAAUGUUACCGAAUUGGAUUUAACUGGAAAUAAUAUAACAAGUAUUCAGGAAAAUGCAUUCAUUUCAAUGACUAGAUUAACUAAAUUGAGAAUGAAUUCAAGUGCUUUAGUUUGUGAUUGUGGCUUACAAUGGUUAAGUAUGUGGUUACGUGAGCAUAGUUAUACCGAUGCAGAAGUUUAUUGCGGAUUUCCACAUUGGUUACAAGGAAUGUCAUUAACUCAACUUUAUCAUAAAAAUUUUACAUGCGAUGAAUAUCCGAAGCCAAGAAUCAUCGAAGAACCUAAAAGUCAGAUGGGUAUUAAAGGAGAUAAUGUGACAUUGGUUUGUCGAGCAACGAGUACCACUAUAGCAAGACUACAUUUUACUUGGAAACACGAUAAUAUUGAAAUUAAUGAUGACAAUCUACAAAUAAACACCGAUUCUACGGAGAAUGGAGUAACAGAGGCAACUUCUAUCUUACAUCUUACUAACGUUACUCAUGCAAACGCUGGAAAAUAUCAGUGCAUGGUGACCAAUACAUACGGAACAACAUAUUCCGCAAAAGCAAAAUUAAGUAUUUUAAUAUAUCCAUCUUUUUCAAAAAUUCCACAUGAUAUACGUGUAAUUGCUGGAAGUACUGCUCGCCUCGAAUGUUCAGCAGAAGGGCAACCAUCACCGCAAAUAGCAUGGCAAAAGGAUGGUGGUAAUGAUUUUCCAGCGGCAAGAGAAAGAAGAAUGCAUAUGAUGCCGACUGACGAUGUAUUAUUUAUCGUUGAUGUGAAAACUGCUGAUAGUGGCGUUUACUCGUGUACCGCGCAAAAUCUUGCUGGUUUAAUCGUUGCAAAUGCUACUCUCACAAUAUUAGAAAUACCAUCGUUUGUAAAACCGAUGGAAAAUAAAGAAGUGACAGUUGGUGGUUCGAUUGUAUUGGAAUGUAUGGCAAGUGGUAUGCCUAGACCAAAAUUAUCUUGGCGUAAAAAUGGUAAUCCUCUGUUAGCGACUGAACGGCAUUUUUUCACUGCUGAAGAUCAGCUUUUGAUUAUUGUCGACACUAGAAUUAGUGAUGCUGGUAGUUACGAAUGUGAAAUGAGCAAUUCAUUGGGCAGCGUUGUUGGCGCAUCUCAUCUUACUGUAAAACCAGCUCCGAUUUCGACUCCCAGCCCUGGAUCGGUAAACGAAGACGAUAUACUUGGUUUGAUAAUAAUCACUGUUGUAUGUUGCGCUGUUGGUACAUCAAUAGUAUGGGUAGUUAUAAUCUAUCAAACUAGAAGACGGUUGAAUAAUGUUGCUCAAGGUAGACCGCAUGCACAACCAACAUCGACUUUAACAGGUACAGUAGCAGAUACGCAAACGCACAUAUAUUUGGAGACGAGUUCCCAGCAUAGUAAAGACAGUGGUACAGGAGAUAGUACCAAUCCUAGUAGCGAUCAAUUACAAUUAUGUUUACCCGAGGAAAUCGUUACAUGUUCCGUGAAUAAUGAGGAAGAACCAAGUGCAGUGGUAAAUGUAGGGGCUCCAUUGUUAAGAUAUACUAAUCAUGAACGAAUCGUUCGUGAGAACAAAGACUGUGCUGUUUAAAAAAUGAUUUCAAAUAUGAUUUUUUUUUUCUUCGUAACUGAUUCAUCAUGUUUCAUGCAUGAACAUUUUCACUUACAAUGUGCAAAAUAAUUAUCGAAAAACUAUCAAGCAGAAUCGUUCUGAUCAUUGAACAACAAAGUAACAGUCACAGCAAUCGUACAGUUUGAUAAAUUUAUUGUGUCAUGAACAUUAUUUUUGUGAUGUAUGAUGAUAUGAACGUGAUAUGAACGAACGAUAGCUUAUUUUAUUAUGUUUUAGUUUUCAUGAAAAAAAAAAAAACUUGUCAAAAGAAAAAUACGUAAAUUAGAAAGUACUAUUGACAUAUAAUUUGUAAAUAUUUAGAGUAAGAACUCGCCACGAUUAAUUCAAUUAAUGUCGCCGAGGAAAGAGCAAAGUUAACACAAGUUGACACCGGGAAUUAACCCGUAACCCGCAAAAGCCACUUACUAUAUAAACCAGUCUUUUGUGAUAGAUAUUUAUUUUUAGGAUUACUUAAUUACUAUUAGAUUAUACAAUGACUAUAUUUAUAAUGCCCCAUGACGUAAGUUUGCCUAAAAAAAAAAAAA
This is a messenger RNA of Apis dorsata (giant honeybee), 3697 nucleotides long. Its product is annotated as leucine-rich repeats and immunoglobulin-like domains protein 3. Gene Ontology annotation, molecular function: protein binding. NCBI's taxonomy places the organism in Eukaryota, Metazoa, Arthropoda, Insecta, Hymenoptera, Apidae. The transcript is spliced from 14 exons. The record is from RefSeq and is a predicted model, not a curated record. The coding region runs from base 267 to 3131 and encodes 954 amino acids.